This is a messenger RNA of Trichobilharzia regenti, 590 nucleotides long. The record is from the annotation of a GenBank genome assembly. Lineage: Eukaryota; Metazoa; Platyhelminthes; Trematoda; Strigeidida; Schistosomatidae.
AUGAUCGCUUUACCGACCGAUUCAUCUUCAGAAAUUCUACACCAUAUACACCAUAGUUAUAUGAUCUUAUGUGCAGUCCAGUCAACGUUAAGUAACUUUGGAUAUUUUCUUUGCUCUAAACAGUCAGUCAAUCAAUUAUCAUUGAAUAAGAUAACGUAUACACUAAAAGAAUAUAAAUCUACACAUAUUAUCGAUUCUGGUAUUCAUAUUUGGUGUUUUAGGAUAAAGUUGACCAGUAAUCAAAAUGCAACUUCGAAUAACCUUAAUCUUCAUAAUCCAUAUGGUACUUGUUAAAUCACAAAGUGAAACAGACACAGUGUUAGUUAGCACAGAACCCAUGCAUGAAGACAUUUCGGUAGAAGGUGGUGGUUUAAAACCGCUAACAAUCGUUUUUAUUGUCAUCGGUUGUGUCAUAAUUAUCACGGCUAUUUUAGCCGUCUACUUUAUACGACGAAGAAGACGAACUGGCAGCUUUUCACUUGUUGAUGCUCAGUAUAACUGAAAUGCUACGACGCUUCAAUGUCGCUCUCAUCACCCGCAUCAUCAUGAUCACCAUCAGCUAAUUGACAUUAUUAUUAUUAUUAUUAUUA